This is a messenger RNA of Fusarium oxysporum Fo47, 486 nucleotides long. RefSeq lists its product as uncharacterized. Lineage: Eukaryota; Fungi; Ascomycota; Sordariomycetes; Hypocreales; Nectriaceae. Bases 1 to 486 code for a protein of 161 amino acids. The transcript has 4 exons. The record is from RefSeq and is a predicted model, not a curated record.
AUGUGCCUAGUAUUAACCUCUAGAUCAAAGACCCCGCACUUCCUGGAUAGGAAGAGCAAGGACUCUUACCUGUCAGUGUUCGACGAAAAGACAUUCGUAUUCCUUGGCUCGAACGACUGGGAUCAGGGGAGAAGUUUCAUGAAAGAUAUAGGUGACCCGAGUUUGUGGUCGAAAGAUGAAGAAUCAUCGAAAUUCUAUAAGUCUUUUCUUCGGUACAGAGCAGGUGACGAAGUUUUGCAAGUUGGAUAUUUGGAUUUAAAAAUAAUACGGGUAGCUAUGGAUAAAGAAGGAUUUAGCAGUGGCAAGGAUAAUCUAGUUUCAAAGAUAGGCGGUAGAGAUCGGAGGAUAAUAGAGAUUAAAGUUGCGGACUUUCGGCGGGUCACUGUUAUAGCCGCAUGCUGCAUCCGCAUAUCCGCAGCCUACGAGACGGACUACUGCUCAGCUAUCCGUACUAGACUAAGCGGUGCGAUCUUCGAGGGCUUAUGA